Molecule: messenger RNA, 2022 nt
Organism: Meloidogyne enterolobii
Lineage: Eukaryota; Metazoa; Nematoda; Chromadorea; Rhabditida; Meloidogynidae
Source: the annotation of a GenBank genome assembly
AUGAUUGCCUCAAUGGGUGGGAAUGGGGGAAAUAUUGGAGGGCCAAAAACUCCAAUAUGCCAAGGCCAAUCUCCACCUUCUUUGCUUGAAAGACAGCAACAACAACAGCAACAAUUACAACAGCAACAAUAUCAAAUAAUGGAAACACAGAAUCAACCUAUGGAGGAUGAUGGAAAUUGUCAGGAUGGGAAUGGAGCUGCUGGAAGAAUGAAAACUUGUAGAGUUUGUGGGGAUUCUGCUACUGGAUAUAAUUUUAAUGUUAUUAGUUGUGAAUCUUGUAAAGCAUUUUUCCGGCGAAAUGCUUUGCGUCCAAAAGAGUUUAAAUGCCCAUAUUCUAAUGAUUGUGAAAUUAAUGCUGUUAGUAGAAGAUUUUGUCAAAAAUGUCGUCUUCGCAAAUGUUUUAUGGUUGGAAUGAAAAAAGAAUGGAUUUUAAGUGAAGAUCAGUUAAGAAGACGGAAAAAUGCUCGUGUUAAAAAUCAAAUGGGUAAAGACGGAAAUCAACAACCAAAUACCCCUUCAAGUGUUGGGGAAGGUUCUAUGCCUGGUUCUGUUGCUCCAGUCACUCCAUACGUUGGGAAUGGAAAUGGAGGGCUAAAUCCCUUCUCUCCUCCACAACAACAAUUUUUCCAUCAUACUCAACAACAACAACAACAAACACCCCCACCUCCACAAUCUUCAAUUAAUGCUGUUGCUGCAAUGGCAGCAGCUAGUAUACUUCACAAUCAAACUCAAGGCCAAUCACAUUCUCCCCUGAAUUCUCCCUUGCUUGCAGCCGCUGCGGCUAUUACAAAACUGGCGGGAUCACCAAAAAAUUCUCCUACGGGUGCUUCUUCUGUUCUGUCGAGUGGAUUGGAUUCAAGUCCUUUGGCAACAUUUGGUUUGGGCAACAGUCCCGAUUAUGGUGGAAAACAAAAUUUGUUUGCUUGUGGAGGAGUAUCUCUGGAUAAUAAAGCUUCUCCAAGUACUGGAACUCAUUCACCUCCUUCCAUUUUGCCUCAACUUCAAAAUCCUCAUCCUAUAGAUGUCGAACAAAGAUAUGAUCCACAAGUUUUGCGUUUAGCCCAACAACAAUUAUUGAAAAAAGCGCAGCUUCAACAAGCUGCUGCCGUUUUAAGAAAAUCUAGUGAUGGUUUAAUUUCUCUGGCAUCUGCUGCUGCAGCUCAACAACAGCAACAGCUACAACAACAACAAAAUCAACAAUCUCCUGUUGCUGCAGUCUCUCCAUUUGUUGAACAAUGUCAAAGAUUAAUGUUGUUAGGUCAACAACAGCAAGGAAUUGUUAGUCCACAAAUAGUUAAAAAUGGAGAUAUUGGAAAUGGACAUUCUGCUUCAAUAUUGGCUAGACUUUAUGGAAACAAUAAUGUUACAAACACAAAUAUAUCUUCUAAUUUAUCUGGAUUUAAUUCCAAUACAAAUUCCUCAGCAAUUCCAAAAAAUUUGGUGGAAGCUGCAGCUGCCGCUGUAGCUGCUGCUAAAAAUGCUUCUAAUAAUGUUAACAAUAAUCAAGUGUCAAAUAAUGGAUCAUCCUUAACUUCUACAAAUAAUGGAACAAACAACAAUGAAGUUAAAACUUUAAUGGAAAUGGAUGCAAACACACGUGAACGUUUAAUGAGUAUGAGGAUUAAUAAAACAAUUAGAGACGAAUUGGGUAUUUCGAAUUCGCCUCCAGACGGAAAUAAUUUACAACAAUCAUUAUCUCCAAAUCCAAUUAAAAUUGAAGAUAGAAGUUCUCCCCUUAGCCGUUCUAAUUCUAUAAGUGGAAAUUCUUCUUUAGUUUAUACUGAUUUGAGAAAUUAUCAAUUAAAUUCUAAAGAACAAAAUGACUUAAAUUAUGUUAAAUCAGCGUUUUCGAGUAUGGAUGAAGAAUUGAAAAACGAAUUUUUAAAGAAUUCCAAACUUUUGGGGAUAAUGACUAAAGAACAACCACAAAGUCCUGAUGACAUGAUGUGUUUGUUGGAUAUGUAUGUUGACCAUUUAUAUAAAGAAAUGAAACAAUUUUUCCCUUUAUCGAAGCACAAAUAA